AUGGUAACAGAAUUAAUUUGCUGUUUUGCUGUUAAAAAGGAACAAUGCAAUCCAUGCAAUAUUUCAGUUCCCCCAGUGAUAGUUGAUGCUGGCAAGCCACCACAGAAGCUGAAUGUGGUGGUGGAGAGACCUAUCUCCAUUGAGUGUAUUGCCGAGGGAAUCCCCCCACCCACCAUCAGGUGGUUCAAAGGAGGGGAGGAGAUGAAUGUGGAUGCUGAUCCACAUAUAACCAUCCAUACAAAUGGCCGAGUCCUGGAGAUAACAAGUGCUCAGGUAAAAGACACAUCGUCAUACACUUGCCGUGCUGAGAAUCCUGCUGGUAUGGCUGAGAGACACUACAUUCUGGAUGUUUAUGUGCCUCCCUCUAUCAAUGGUUCAGAAAGAUUGGAGCAGCUUACAGUUACCAUUAAUCGCCCAAUUGCAAUUAAGUGCCCUGCAGAGGGCAUUCCAUCCCCACGAAUAUCAUGGGAGAGAGAAAGUAUCCCUAUCUCACCCUUGGGAACUCCUAACAUAAGGGUGUAUGAAAACGGAAGACGUUUGCAGAUUUUGAGUGCACAGUUGCGAGAAAUUGGAUCCUAUGCUUGCAUCGCUGUCAACCCAGCAGGAAGAGCCAUUAAGAAUUUUGACUUGGAUGUUCAGGUUCCACCAACAAUAGAAGAUGGCCAGACAGAGGUUGCCUCCAUUGUAGAUACCAGAACUACAUUAGAGUGUCAAAGUGUUGGACUGCCAGACCCAGAGGUGACAUGGACCAAAGAUGGCACAAAACUGUCCUUUGACACAGGUGCUCAGUUACGCUACCGCAUGCACAAGUCUGGUAACCUGGAGUUUGCUGCUGUGAAGGUGGCAGAUGAGGGCGAGUACACCUGUACUGCCAGCAACCCUGCAGGUCAAGUGUCCAGGAGAAUUAACCUCAGUGUUUAUGUCCCUCCAAGUAUUGAACGGGGAGAGAAAGAAAAGCGGGUUCUUGUUAAAAACACUGUCAUACUCCCUUGCAAAGCAACUGGAACUCCCAAACCAAUCAUUUCUUGGCAGAAAGGAGCAGCACUUCAAACAAAUUCCAUAGGAUUCAGAGAGAUUCUUUCCAAUGGUUCCUUGAAAAUAGAGAAUGCGCGUGUGUCAGAUAGUGGCAUGUAUAUCUGUAUAGCACAGAACACUGCCGGCACCAUCCUGGCCCAGACGAGGCUAGAAGUAUUGGGUAAGCUGGCAAACAUAGCCCACAAAUUAUUUUCAGUUUAUUCAGAGUGA
Messenger RNA from Lingula anatina, 1245 nucleotides. Its product is annotated as hemicentin-1. The record is from RefSeq and is a predicted model, not a curated record. Lineage: Eukaryota; Metazoa; Brachiopoda; Lingulata; Lingulida; Lingulidae. Gene Ontology annotation, molecular function: calcium ion binding.